GGCUGUAGAAGGGGUCUUGGGAGAUUGGCGAUUAUAUCAAAUUUCGAGAAAACUGAGGAACGAGGAGGUGGAGAUGGCGAAAACCUACGACUACCUUUUCAAACUGCUUUUAAUCGGGGACAGCGGCGUCGGCAAGACGUGUCUGCUGUUUCGCUUCAGUGAGGACGCCUUCAACACAACCUUCAUAUCGACUAUAGGAAUUGACUUCAAAAUCAGGACGAUAGAGUUAGAUGGGAAGAAAAUUAAACUUCAGAUCUGGGACACAGCAGGCCAGGAGAGGUUUAGAACCAUCACAACAGCUUAUUACAGAGGGGCCAUGGGCAUCAUGCUGGUGUAUGACAUCACCAAUGAAAAGUCCUUUGACAAUAUCAAGAACUGGAUCCGCAACAUCGAGGAGCAUGCAUCUUCUGACGUGGAGAAAAUGAUCCUGGGCAACAAGUGUGACAUGAAUGACAAGCGACAGGUGUCCAAGGAAAGGGGGGAAAAGUUGGCAAUAGAUUAUGGGAUUAAGUUCUUGGAAACCAGUGCCAAGUCAAGCAUAAAUGUGGAAGAGGCCUUCUUUAUGCUUGGAAGAGACAUUAUGACAAGACUCAAUAGAAAAAUGAAUGACAACAACCCCUCUGGAAGUGGAGGGCCGGUCAAAAUCACUGAAAACCGCUCUAAAAAGAGCAGCUUCUUCAGGUGCACACUGCUGUAGACAGAGCCAUUCCUCAGACUGCUCCGGUCUCCUCCUCCUCCCCUUUCUGCCUGGCUGCCUCAGAGCACAAGACCUCCCGCCGCCAGGAGGGGCUGUUGGUCACCGCUAGCACUGCAGAGGGGCUGACACUUCUGUUAGCCAUCAGAAGACUAAAUCUUGCAACUCCUGUUUCAAUGAUAUUUACAUAUGAAGAGAGAACGGAAAGGAAUGGGAAGGAACGAACCCCAAUCGUUUUUCUUAUUUUAUUUUUCGUCUCUCUUCUGCUGAGAGUGUGUUCCCCCCAUCGCCUCCCCUGUCCUGCUACAGAUCAGUCAUGAAUGGUCAUGGACUUAAUUUUGCUCGAGUGCUUCUCCCCCCCCUCCCCAUUUCAGCUAAAACUGCCUGUUUUACUUGACUUUUUUUGCUAAACACAGUAAAUUCUUCAGUUUUUAUUUUUAUUUUAUAAGGAUGCCAUUUUAGCAGCAAAAAAAAAAAAUUACCAUGGGAAGUGUCGACAAACCAAUUCAGAUCUUAAUUCUGCUUUUGAAAAGAGAUUCCAGUCACCGUGACGAAGACUCAUGCCAUGGAUGAUGGAUAAUAGCACCUUAAACAGAAAGGAGCAAAGUUGUGUGGGUUUUAUUUUUGUUUUGUGGUGUUUUUACCAAAGCCGAUUGCAUCUCUGGGGUAGGGAGUCAUCAUUAGCUAAAACAAAGUAUAGCUAUCAGCAUCUAUCUUUUCUGCUUUUAGUAUUUGUAUAUUUUCUCUAAACUUAGUAUAAUCUUUUAAAUGUUACAACAGCACUGAAGAUUUAAACGUGAAGUCAAAUGAAGAGUUUGUUCCAAAAUAAGAUAUAUGCCAUGGAAAAAAGAAAAAGGAAAAAAAGCAACAUCUGACAGUGCUCUGACAGAAAGCAAAAGAUAUUUCCAUUUUGUAAAGCCUUUAUUUCCAAACAAUGAUCCCGUUGGAGGUGGGAUCAGUCAUGUUCUGGGGAAAAAAAGAUAAAUAUUGGGAUAUAGCACAGUGGUUGGUGAAUAUGAAGCCUACAGCUCAGCCUGUCUCCACAUGCGGUCAUGGUGGAAUCACCUAGAAACCCAAUUCAGCAUCACCUGCAAUAGUGGUUCUCAACCUGAGGGAUUAGCAGCCCUGGGUGGAGGUUAGAGAAUAUUCUAGUGAUCUGAAAAACCGAAUUUUUCCACAUACACCUUUGUUAUUAUGCCUUUAUUUUCAUGAUAAAAGUCUUUGUCUGGUGAAAUAAUGAACAAUGUCAGCCUGAAAGGGGGCUCAAAUCAUUAGUUGGUGUCUAAGCUCACCACUCUGCAUGUUUUGCCUGCAAAAGGGAAUAAUGUUUGCCAGUGUUUUCUGUUUGGGCAUCAUGAGCCAUGAAGGUUGAGAACCACUGCUCUAUAAUCACUGUUGACAAUGCAAUGCAGGGUAGAGGAGACUCGCCAAUGGCACUUUCUUUGACUGAAUUGAAAUCCUGUUCAGAACUUGGAAGGACUCAUAAGAGAAGCAUGUUACAUACAGCACAGCACAGGAAGUGUUUCUGCGACCGUUGUUUAAAGUCAUUCGCAGAAUGCACGGAGGAGCUCGUGCAGUUUCAUUGUGAUUUGACCUCCUAGUUAGAAAAUGCAAAACGUUUUAUAGUUACCACGCCUUUCACAACACUGUAUUUGUCUGCUCUCACAAGACAAACCUUUUACCUUCUCAUAUUUUUGUAAAUUAUAUUAUCUUAUGUGUUGUUUGAGCUGAGUAAGGUUUAUGACCACAUGGCCCAUGAAACUUAACCAGCACGCAUUGUAGGCUAUAUUUUCAGCAAUAUAUGAUCAACUAUAUGAACAACAAUCAUAAAAUUUAAAGGCCACUCUUAUUCACUUUGCCUUACGGAGAUGUUACGCCUCGGAGAGCAGCGAUUUAAAGAGGAAAUAUAAUACACUGUAGACUGAUCUUUUUUUAUAAUGUGCAAUACUAUUCGACAAGUCCAAGUCUUCCCUGACCAUAAGCCGGAGUACUGGAGAUUAAUUGGAAACAAAACCACUAACUAAAGCCCACAACCUCUUAACAUCUUUGACUUAUGGAGCCGAGUGAUUUUUUUUUUACAGUAACUUUAAGUGUCUUCUUAAAAGCAGAAUGUGUUUUUUUUUUUUUUUUUUACUUCAAGACUUUCUUGCAUUCCAUUCACUGUAAAUGGCCUUGUUUUUGGCUCCAGGCAGUAUUUGAGUGAACAUAACUUCCUGAAGCAAAGAACCUUUGGUAGCAGAUACACUCUCGAAAAACAUUAUGCCAUUUUCAGGCCAUCCACGUGCAGAUGUCCACAACACAAAUCAACAGCGAGAGCGUGGACAUUAACAAAGUUAUUGCAAGCUGCAAAUGAUACUAGCUGCAUUGCCAAGGAGCUUAACACGUGCCGAUGCACAUUACUAAUGUAUGCUAUAGAUCAUAAACUGAAUCGGCAUGGGAAAAUAUUACUGAAAAUAGCCGCCAUUUACUUUGUAUUUUAGAGAUGAUGAGUAUGGAACUGGUUUGAGUGAACAUGAACCAGGUGUCAGCGUGUCUGGUUUCAGACAACACAUUCUGCAGGCGGUCUUCGUUAUGCCGUUCGUGUGUUAUCUGGUCCAGUGAAAGGCAACGAGGAUGUGUUGAAUAUGGCAUGUCCUUUUUUUUUAAGAGUGUACUCAACGCUUAUCGAAACAGCAGCAAACAAACAACCUCUUACGUGGUUUAUCUGUGUUAAUGCAGAAUUUGGUAUGGUUAAUUACAGUAUUUAUAUAUUUUUAUAUUUUGUCCUGUAAGAUAUCAGACUGAAUUCUGACAUGCUCAAGAAACCAUAGGAAAACCACUUCAUGCAUGCUUAUUUGCUCUACAAUGGCAAAGAUAUGUUGUAAUUACAAUUUUUUUUUUUACAAUUCAUAGAGGAGUACUAUUAAACUUCUGUUUUAUUAAUCUUAUUCUUGUUAUUUCUAUUUUUUGUUAAACAAUUGUGUAUUGUUUACAAAUCCAUUGCAGCAGUAUUAGUCCUUCCUCCAGCUGCACUUUAUGCCCUCUCUGUGUUUUUGUGUGUGCGUGUGCGUGUGCGUGUGCAUGCACGCAUGUGCAGUGUGUGUCUUUAGUUUUUGAUAGUAAGACGGCAUUGUGGUUAGUUUCGAGCUGAACCACUCCACUGGCCUUUACAUGUGAAACUGAAAAUCAUGACACAAAUGUAAAAAAAGGGAAAUCUAUUUAGCAAACUCAGCAUCUUAAGAGACAGCUCAUAACUCACUUUUCUAAGCGUUGAAAUGUUGGUUUUGUUUAUUUGCUUUGAGUACCGUAUAAUUUCUGAAUUUUACUAAAUUUGCCUUAACGACUGAUGGACAUUGAUAUAAUCUUCCCUUUAUUGUAUCAUAUUUGCUCAUGAAGCCAUUUUGUGUUUUUCCUUUUUUGUUGACAGCACUUUUGUAGAGAAAAGUGUUCUGCAAAUAUAGUUAUUGUUAGUUAUUACUGCCGUAAGUGGACUCCUGUACGUACUAUUGCAUCUACACUUCCAUCAAAUAAUUGGUACAGUAUCUGUCCUGUCUAUAUGUACCCUGGAUGACCUAGUUACACGUUUUUUUUUAGUUUCUGUUUUUUUCCUAUUCAAAUUCUAACAGGCCUCUAGGGACCCAUCUCGACGAGCAUUUUUACCUCAUGUUAAGUCUGAAAUAUAUUUCAACAAAAUUCCCAAGAGCACCGGCUAACUCUCUUUUAACAAAGCAGUAUUUGAAAUAAUUGUUAAGAUGAUUUUUGUUUUGUUUUUUUAUUAUUAAAUAUGAACCAUCUUGCGUAAUAUCGCUGGUCAUGCUUGGCCUCAAGUUGAGUAUGGGAUUGUGAAUGAGAACCAGCUGUUGAAAACCAAGCCUGUCUCUUCAAAUAAUAACACAGCUUCGUGAGUUGUGUUUUAUUGCCAUGUUUGAUCAAUGUGGGUCGUCGUUGUUGUUUUGUUUUUGUUUUUACACAACGUUUGAUCAUAAAAGUUAUCGGUUACCCAAAGGAACUACAAAGUAGCAUGUGUGUACAUUUGUGUACACUUCUUAAAUAUAUAAGUCUGUGGAACUGACUUGAUAUUUUCCUCUCUCAGACCUGUACCUUAUCUACUUUGCUAUGUUUUCCAUUAUCAGCAUGGUCCAGUGUAACAUAUCCAUCCCAUCUCAUGGUCAACAGAGUGUACAAUGAU
Molecule: messenger RNA, 4862 nt
Organism: Lampris incognitus (smalleye Pacific opah)
Lineage: Eukaryota; Metazoa; Chordata; Actinopteri; Lampriformes; Lampridae
Gene: rab8b
Product: RAB8B, member RAS oncogene family
Exons: 8
Coding region: 74-697 (207 amino acids)
Biological process (GO): Golgi vesicle fusion to target membrane; protein secretion; cellular response to insulin stimulus
Cellular component (GO): trans-Golgi network transport vesicle; plasma membrane; endosome
Molecular function (GO): GTP binding; GTPase activity
Source: RefSeq, a predicted model, not a curated record